Messenger RNA from Ictalurus furcatus (blue catfish), 4175 nucleotides. Its product is annotated as disintegrin and metalloproteinase domain-containing protein 10-like. The coding region runs from base 1055 to 3436 and encodes 793 amino acids. The transcript has 16 exons. The record is from RefSeq and is a predicted model, not a curated record. Lineage: Eukaryota; Metazoa; Chordata; Actinopteri; Siluriformes; Ictaluridae. Gene Ontology annotation, biological process: membrane protein ectodomain proteolysis; Notch signaling pathway. Gene Ontology annotation, molecular function: metalloendopeptidase activity involved in amyloid precursor protein catabolic process. Gene Ontology annotation, cellular component: plasma membrane; synaptic membrane.
UUUGCCUCACACCUCUAGGGUUGGGGGUUCGAUUCUGCGUGGAGUUUGCAUGUUCUCCCUGUGCUGGGGGGGGGGUUCCUCCAGGUACUCCGGUUUCUUCCCCCAGUCCAAAGACAUGCAUGGUAGGCUGAUUGGCAUGUCCAAAGUGUCCAUAGUGUAUGAAUGGGUGUGUGAAUGUGUAUGUGAGUGUGCCCUGCGAUGGAUUGGCACCCCGUCCAGGGUGUACCCUGCUUUGUGCCCCAUGCUUCAUGGGAUAGGCUCCAGGUUCCUGCAAUAUAGAAAUGGUAUAGAAAAUGUAUGUAUGUUUUUUUUGGACGCUUUAGAUCCUUUUUGUUGUAUUUGUUCCACUUUCAUGACAGUUUAGCUAUAACGUUUUAAUUGUUCUUUUUUUUUUAAUCAUUAAAAUAUUUCGGGGGGAGGGGCAUGGUGGCUUAGUGGUUAGCAUGUUUGUCUCGCACCUCCAGGGUCAGGGGUUCGAAUCCCAGAGUUUCCAUGUUCUCCCUGUGGUUCGGUGAUUCCCCAGGGUUCUCCGAUUUCCUCCCCCAGUCCAAACACAUGCGUUGUAUACUGAUUGGCAUUUCCAAAUUGUCCAUGGUGUGUGAACGUGUGCGAUUGUGCCCUGUGAUGCCUCGCACCCUGUCCAGGGUGUCCCCCGCCUCGUUCCCUGUGAGAUGCUCCAGGCUCGCCUGUGACCCUGUGUAGGAUAAGCAGUAUGAAAGAUGGAUGGAUAGAUGAUAAGAUUUCUUCAUUCUACUGUUGAUAACUGUAUGACUUUGCUUCUUUCCUUUCCUCUGAGUAUUUGUUCCAUGAUGAAAAUUUAAAAACAAAAACAAAAAAUGAUAAAUUGCUUCAGUUACUGGAGAAAUCUUUCUCAUGGAGGCCUAACAUUAGUGAGGGGCCAGAUAACUUUCUUCUUCACCUUUUUUUUCUGCGUCUCACGUCAUGACGUUAACCGAGAGAGAGAGAGAGAGAGAGAGAGAGAGCGCUGUAAACACAGGGGGCGUCUCACGUUCAACUGGGACAAUAAAGCGCUUUCUGUAUCAAUGCACAAACCAUGAGCUUACGCGAUAUGACUGUGAUAAAACUGCUUUGCCUAUUGUGUGCCCUGAAAUCCAGUCAAGGUUACUAUGGCAACCCUCUGAACAAAUACAUUCGUCACUAUGAGGGACUGUCCUACGACACAGACUUGGUGCACGACAGACAUCAGAGAGCCAAGCGAGCCAUCUCACAUGAGGACCGCUUCCUUCAGCUGGAGUUCCACGCUCAUGGAAGGCAUUUUAACUUAAGGAUGAGGAGAGACACAAGACUGUUCUCAGAGGACUUUAAGCUGGAUGUGUCAGGAGAAGAAAUGCCCUAUGACACCUCGCAUAUCUAUACAGGAGAACUCUACGGCGAGCAGGGCAGCGUAACUCACGGCUCUGUCGUCGAUGGGAAGUUUGAGGGCUUUAUUAAUACUCACCAUGGGACUUAUUAUGUGGAGCCUGUUGAGCGCUACCUGGGGGACAAAAAUGUGCCGUUCCACUCUGUCAUCUACCAUGAAGAUGACAUUGAUUAUCCUCAUAAAUACGGGCCUCAGGGUGGCUGUGCAGACCACUCAGUGUUUCAGAGGAUGAAGAAAUAUCAGGCCACUGCUGUGGAAGAGUCUGUCAAGGACGCAGAAGUGGGAUCGGAAAAGGAGUCAUCUGAUAACCAUGUGUUACAAAGGAAAAAGAGGAUGGCACAGGUGGAAAAAAAUACUUGCCAGCUCUUCAUCCAGACAGACCACCUCUUCUACAAAUACUACAAAACAAGAGAGGCCGUCAUUACUCAGAUUUCCAGCCAUGUUAAGGCGAUUGACGCAAUCUACCAAGGUACAGAUUUCCUGGGUAUCCGCAACAUUAGUUUCAUGGUGAAGAGAAUAAGGAUCAACACGACCAGUGACGAGCGGGACAGGUCCAACCCUUUCCGUUUCGCUAAUAUUGGUGUGGAGAAGUUUCUGGAGCUGAAUUCUGAGCAGAACCACGAUGAUUAUUGCCUAGCGUAUGUCUUCACUGACAGAGAUUUUGACGAUGGUGUGUUGGGACUGGCCUGGGUGGGAGCACCCUCAGGCAGCUCUGGUGGUAUCUGUGAAAAGACUAGGCUGUAUUCCGAUGGGAAGAGGAAGUCACUGAACACCGGGAUUAUAACAGUGCAGAACUAUGCAUCUCACGUGCCUCCAAAGGUCUCCCAUAUCACCUUCGCCCACGAAGUGGGACACAACUUCGGCUCUCCACAUGAUUCGGGCUCUGAAUGCACUCCAGGGGAGUCCAAGAGCCAGGAUAAGAAGGAGAAAGGCAACUACAUAAUGUAUGCUAGAGCCACAUCAGGAGACAAGCUAAACAACAACAAGUUCUCGGUGUGCAGUAUUCGCAACAUCAGCCAAGUUCUGGAGAAGAAAAGGGGCAACUGCUUUGUGGAGUCUGGCCAACCGAUCUGCGGUAACGGCCUGGUAGAGCCAGGAGAGGAGUGUGACUGUGGAUACAAUGACCAGUGCAAAGAUCAGUGCUGUUAUGACGCGAACCAGCCAGACAACAAGAAGUGCAAACUCAAACCUAACAAAGUCUGCAGUCCCAGCCAAGGUCCGUGCUGCACCUCCGAGUGCUCGUACAAGAGCCGGAACGAGAAGUGUCGUGAGGAGUCAGAGUGCGCCCAUCAGGGCAUGUGUAGUGGAGCGUCAGCCCAAUGCCCCACCUCUGAGCCCAAAGCCAACUUCACUGCCUGCCAUGGAGAAACUCAAGUCUGCCUUAAUGGGGGUUGCUCUGGCUCUAUCUGUGAGAAAUAUGGGCUGGAGGUGUGUACCUGUGCUAGUGGGGACGGAAAGGAUGAGACCGAGCUCUGCCAUGUUUGCUGCAUGGAGAAAAUGAACCCCAGCACAUGCAGCAGUACAGGCUCUGAGCGCCUGGCCCAAUUCUUCAACAGGAAGGUGACCACGCUGCAGGCUGGCUCUCCCUGCAAUGACUUCAAAGGCUACUGCGACGUGUUCAUGAAGUGCAGGCUGGUGGAUGCCGACGGGCCGCUGGCCAGACUGAAGAAAGCCAUCUUCAACCCUGAGCUCUAUGAGAACAUUGCUGAAUGGAUAGUGAUUUACUGGUGGGCGGUGCUGCUGAUGGGUAUUGCCUUGAUUAUGCUCAUGGCUGGAUUCAUCAAGAUUUGCAGUGUGCACACACCCAGUAGUAACCCCAAACUACCACCACCUAAACCUCUACCAGGUACUCUAAAGAGGAGACGAGCCCAACAUGCUAGCCAGCAACAGCAACAGCAGCAGCAGCAGCAUCAUCACCAUCAUCACCACAACCAGAACCAGUACCCUCAUGCACAUGGCCAUCAGAACCAGCGUCCCUCUCAGCGCCAGCCUCAGCCCCCACGCCACCUCCGCCAGCCGCGCGAGAAUUACCAGAUAGGCCAGAUGAGACGCUGAGAGCCCCGAUGUUCCCCAUAGCACCACUACCACACCCUGCCAGUGCCUGCCUACAUUGGGAUAACGGUCACUACAAUCACUACACCACACUGCUUCACAGCCAGAUGCAGAGGAUUGUAAUCUCAGCUCGUCGGGAAAACACUAAAUCACUUCCAGCUGUCAAGAAUUCUAAUAUUCUUACCCAUGUGCUGUUCUCCAACUCCAGUUCGGUUUAAUCAGGACUUGUUACGUAUUGCCGUAGAACAAGGCGUUACUCCAAAGAGUCCAACUGGACCAGCACAUGAAAUCCUCACUAUCAGUUUUUCACUGCAUCAAACCAGGACCGAUUUUAACAGCUUCACACUAAAAUGUGCAGUAGGUGACAAACACAAGCAGGUUUUUGUUUGUUUGUUUGUUUUUUUUAAAGCAGCCUUUUUUCAAAAGUCAUACACUAAAACAGGAAUCGUUUACAAUAACACGUCCAGCUCUCUCUCUCUCUCUCCAUAGAGGAUAUCUGGGCUAGUCCAUUAUGCUUCCGUUCAUUCCAGUCUUUAUACUGAGCCACUCGAACAUAGCAAAGAACAUCUCUGCUCCGUUUAGCAGAAGUGAGCUCAAACCACGUGGACAUUUCGGGUCUCUCUUUGUCAAAUCUCAGCCCAGGAAGACAAUGAGAAACAUCUCCAACCUUUACUUCAUUCCCUUGGGAAAAAAAAAAAAAAACAAACACCAUAAACAGCAGACAAGAAUCAAGACUUUUCCA